AUGCCCGCCACCACCAUGACCGUCUUCACCAUUGGUACCGUUCUCAUCCCAGCCGGCCUCAUUCUUUAUGAAAAGAAGCCCGCCCUCUUCACCGCGGAAAAUGCCCUAAAACUUCUGGAUAUCUCGGUCACAGUCCUGGACAAAGUCGUCGCAAUUCUCGAGGCCAUCAAGACGAUUGGCAAUGUUUACCUGGAAACCAAAGGUGUGUAUGAUAAGAUGAAGAAGGCGGAGAAGACAGCCCGAGACCAAUGGAGUCUUCAAUUAAUACCUUGUUGCCAGUAUGGCAGAUUGCUCCAAGAAUUUCACUACUAG
This is a messenger RNA of Aspergillus costaricaensis CBS 115574, 312 nucleotides long. RefSeq lists its product as uncharacterized. The coding region runs from base 1 to 312 and encodes 103 amino acids. The record is from RefSeq and is a predicted model, not a curated record. The transcript is spliced from 2 exons. NCBI's taxonomy places the organism in Eukaryota, Fungi, Ascomycota, Eurotiomycetes, Eurotiales, Aspergillaceae.